CAAGUAUCCUACGAGGCUAAUGUGUUUUUUCAGAAGUUACAGCGUGGGUUGUGUGAGAAGGGAAAAAAACCGUCAUAUUUUAACCAUGCAUAGUAAAUAUUAUAAUUAUUUACUAACAUGUGUGAAGACAUUUCCGAUAUUCUAAAAUAAGGAAAAAGAUGAAACUAUUUCUUUUUUUGUUUGUUAGUCAUAGUCAUUUAGUCACUAACGUUUCUUUUUGGUGACAAAACUUUAAAAACCGAAAAAAGGAAAAAAAGAUUAGUAUUAUCUACUUAAAGUUUCUUUAACGUAUAAUUUUUUGUGCUGAGUUUUACGUCUUCACAUUUAAUUUUAUCGGACAUUAUAUUUUCUUAUCACUGUUCAGUGUUGCUCAUAUGGUGUCAUUGCCAUUAUCUAUAAUUAGUUAAAUAAUCUGAGUGAGUGUUCACGAGUGAGUGAGAGAGUCAGAGAUACAUGCUGUAAAGUGUAGUAGUAGUAGUCCAGUGCUCUUCUGUACCGUAGUGUACCUCAUAGUAGCUAAGUAGUCAUAGUCAUAGUAACUCAGUAACUGUAUUAGUGUAUGAAGUGUAUGUAUGGUCUACAGUUACAGUAGUGUAGUGCUGAUUGAGGAUUUUGACUCACUCUAGUGUCUUAGUUUCUGUCAGUUAGGCAUAUUCCUAGUGAAAGUUUAUAUACUUGCCUUGUUUAUUGUUGGCUAUUAUUUGAAUUUUUAGGUGAAUGACCCUAUCAUAAUCAUAAUCAUACUGUGUUAACCUUGGUGUGUUUUGGGAAGACAAUUGUUUAUUUAUUGUAUGAUAAUUUCUGGUAAUGUAACAGUGUAUGACUAUAGACAAUAGAUAGUAUUCAAUAAUGGAGAUUGAAGGAAGAAAUCUUAGUGUUCCGUCACUGUCCUUUAAACACGAUAAAGCCGCCAGUAAUUUUAAAUCCAGACGUGAAGAUGACCCAUACGACCCUACUGAAAAGAACAGUACAUGUUCCAUUGAUGUGGAUACAUUAAUAAUUUCAAGAGGUGAAAGACCUGAAGCAGAAAUAGAUUGGUCAACUUUAAAAUUAUUGUCUGUUUUUGAUGAAAUGGGGAAUAAAAUUAUGUUUUCUGAUAUUUUCAAACAACAGAAAACUAUUGUUAUAUUAGUACGGGUAGGCAUAUUAUUUUUUCUUAUUUAUCUAAGUACCUAACUGUAAAUAAAAAUACCAAUUUUAGGACAAGUGGUUCGAAAAAGUUAAUGUUUUAAGUUUAAGGAAACACUGGCUGCAUGGCUGCCUACACAAUAAUACAUUAUUUUUAAGUUAAUUGCUGCUUUCAUUUCUUUUAGCUAUCAAUGAAAAUGAAUGCACAAAGGGAGGAAAAAAACAUGCUGACUUAAAAGCUUUCCUGCUUCAAGAUACAAAUUAAUAAACAACUUCAUUUUUAAAAUCUGAAGAAAAAAAUUUAGAGUGAAGGGCAUGAAAUGGCGUGAUUUCUUAAGAGUUCAUCAGUAAUAAUAUUUAUUUAAAAAAGUUGAUCCAGUUAAAUUAACAAAUAUUUUUUCUCUUUUCACUUAAUGCAGCAUUUUUUGGAUUUUAUCACAAAAGAAUAUGUUGAAGGUAACUAUUUUUAAAACCCUUAAUAUAUUUGUAAAAUUACAUAUACAUUUUUUUUUAUUAUCUACUAUGGUAUUCAAUUAGUUGUGUCCUCUUUUAUAACAACUGAGCAUAUAAAGUCAAUUGGACUAUUUGAGUGUUUCCUGAAAAAAAAUCUCUGUUUUAAAAGAAUAUCAUCACUGUCAAUGUCAAAGAUAUCAGUUCACAUAUUAUUAAUAUUAUUUUUUAUUAAGUAAUAAAUGAGACAAGAUUAUGAUAAAAAAAAAAUUCCAAGGAGGUUGGAAAAAAUAAAAAACAAUAAAAAAAAAUUAAUUAAUUUCAUUCACCAUGCACAAUGAUUUUUAUUGCAGUUUGUUCCAAUAUUCACCAGUUUCCCUUAAAAUAAUAAUAUUGACCUACAUGCUAUAGUGAUGCAAAUGCAAAUCUUGCUCUGAACCAGCUAAUGAAAUCACACAUAAGCAGAAAACUGUUGCUUACAAAUAGACUGACAAAUUAUGUCAUAGAGAGCUGUUCCUAAUUUUCUAUAAUUUUUAGAUCUAGCCACAAUUUUCGGCAGAAACAUUUUGCAAAUCUUAUAUUGGUUACAAGUUUUAGACUUUUACUUUUCAUUUCAACACUAAUUCAUGCUUAUUAUUAGAUCAACUUACUGGAAAAAAAUGUUACUAUUAAUUUGAAGUAGAUAUGAUCUUAAUCUCUUCUCUAAGGGUAGGCUUCCUAAACUUCACCGCCUUAUUUAUAUGUUUUCUCAUGUUUGCAAGAUUGUUUCAAAGUUUAUUUUUAGGUUUAUUUUUGCCUUUGCUAGUUAGUAAAGUUAACAUCAAAUAACUCGGCCCACCGCCAAUAUUCAUGUGUGAUUAAAAUAUUAAUUAAAGUUUGGUUUAACAUCAUCUUUCACAGACAUAGCAAUAAUACCAUUGGAAUAUCUGCAGGUAAAUGACAUUUAAAUUUUAAAUGGCAUAUAUUUUGUAUUAACAAAAUCUAGUCAUAUUAACAGCCUAGUUAUUUUUCAACUAAACUAAGCAAACUGUUCAUUCCUUGUUUUCACUGUAAGCGCUGAACAUGUCCUAUUUUCCUAUUGCAAUAUUAUUAAAGAGUUUUCCAAUAUGUGCAUUUGCUAAAGGCAGAUUUGGAAAAUAAAUUCUUUUGACAUGAGUUCAUUUUAGGUUUGCAAUUAUAUCUAUUAUAACUCAAAGUAAAUAAACAAAUGUAGUGUAUUGACUUUCCAUUAUUAUGUGUAUUGACUUUCCAUUUUAUUUGUUGAGCAGAAAAAAAUGAUGUUCAAUUUAAAUUAUUGUUACAGAAUGCAGGCGUCCGACUUGUUGUUAUUGGACCAGCUCCAUUCAAAUACAUUAAGGUAGUAAACUACACAUUUAUGACCUACUAGCUGAUACACCCGUGCUUCACUACGGGGGUGGGGGAUGUAAUCGAACUGGUUUGUGGAAUUUAUAAAGCCCUUGUAUUUCUUUAUGCACCAGAGUUUAAUUGAUAGUAUAAGUGUAAAAAAAAAUAUUUAUUAAAGUAACACACAUCCAAGCUUUUCAGAAUACAGAAAAGAUCAGUUACUGGGCAGUUUAUUUUUUGCCCUUGAGGUGAAUUUGGACAACCUCACAUAUAUUUUAGUUAUAUACAAGAGUGAGAGAUUAGUCACAAAUGUCAAAAUUAACUUCAUGGUAUAUUAUAAUAAUUUGUAUAUCUUCAAUAUUAUUUUUGGGGUCGCACCUGUACCUUUGUAAAAUUCUUCCUAUCUAAUUAUACCUUAAUAAUAUGUAUCUCUAGAUAUUUUGACAAUUCCCCAAAAUGUUAAUGAAUUGUUCCCUUUCUUACUCAGUCAUUUAAACAGCUGACUGGGCUAACAUACACACUCUAUGUAGAUCCUGAGAGAGAAGUAUACAAAGCACUUGGGUGUACAGAGAAGUUAGUUAGUGGUUCAUUAGAAAGUAAGUGGCAUUUUAAGGGUCAUUUAUGUAAAAUCAGCCCUACGCAUGAGUUGUUGCCUUAAAUCAAUUAGUGAAAAUACUUUUCUUUUAGAUUUAAAGAGCAUAACAGCAUUUUUCUCAGCUAAAUAUUUUCUUUUUAUUAUAUACAUUUACAUUGAAUUGCCUUGGACGUAUAGCACCUAUAGAUUAAAGCUGCACCCCUACCAAGACUGAAAAACCUAUUAAGAUUUAGAAAUUAAAUUUAGAACGAAAAUUCAAAUGAAGGUGAACAUAGAGACUUGUUGCUUAUUCAAUAAUAGAAGUAAACUAAAAUAUAGGCAAAAACGAUUUGGGCAUUCUUUUUUUUCUUAAAGUUUAAAAUUACAAAUUAAUUGUCAGACAGCUCAUUUGUAAGUAGUCGGGAAAGGUGGAAAAAAUUUUAAAAAAAAAUUAAAAAAUUAAUUUCAUUUACCAUGCACAAUGAUUUUUAUUGCAGUUUGUUUCAAUAUCCACCAGUUUCCCUUAUAAUAAUAAUAUUGACCUACAUGCUAUAGUGAUGCAAAUGCAAAUCUUGCUCUGAACCAGCUAAUGAAAUCACACAUAAGCAGAAAACUGUUGCUUACAAAUAGACUGACAAAUUAUGUCAUAGAGAGCUGUUCCUAAUUUUCUAUAAUUGAGAGUUUGAAAAAAGUUGUCAGAACAAUAAGUGCAAGCAAAAAAAAAAUGGUCAAAUAUGAAUACUCUCUGUGGAGACACCCAUUUCCAACUACAACUGCCCAACAUAUAUUCCUAUUGCCUACUGGGUACAUAUGAUGACUGGAGCUAUGCACCUUGACCAACCCAAAUACAAGUUCAAAAUAGCGGAAUUUCAGUACUGUUUAUUUUGUCGCUUACUGUACAUUGUUAUUCUGAAUUCCAUUGCUGGCUUUGGUGGUGGCAUGCAUUGACUAGGUUUAAGGAGUACUCUCCAUUUAUUGUACACUAUAAAAUGUAGCUUAGCAAUUACUUUUCUUAAUGGUGAAAUGUACAAUGUUUAGAUCUAGAAUGAACCACAAAAAAAUUAAUUAAAAAACCCUCCAAAAAUGGUGAAUGAACAGUUUUUUUUUUUAAGGUGUGACAUGACAAACUAUUAUAAUAUAAUUAAGGGUAUCUGAAAUUAUUUGUUGUACUCAAUUUUUUCUGCUCUAUUUUUAUUGUUAACAAGUUUUUGCAUGAUCAGGUAGCAAGCAUGUAAAAUCAGGAUUUAUAUCUGGAGUUCUCAGCAGUGUAUGGAGGGCCAUGAAAUCCACAGACAAAGAAUUUCAAGGCCAUAUACAUCAACAAGGUGGUGCUUUCAUUUUUGGUCCAGGUAAUCAUAGAUAAUCUUGGAAUUAUCAGCAAAUCGUUUCAUAAUAUAGAGGAUUCUUCAGCAAUUUUUUGCUGUUGCUAAAAAUUACAAAUUCAUGUCACUCAGUAUCAAUAGAUCUGCCAGCACAGUAUCAGGAUGAAAACUCACAUAUGCCUGCAAUUAUAAAAGUGUGUUAACAGAGCAGGAAAAACUUAGGUUACAAAAAAUGUGUAUUAGAAAUGAAAAACUGGUUAAAAUGUUUUGACAUGAAAAAGACAGCAGUCAUCUUCUUCUUCUAUAUCUUAAGGGCCCACGAUCAAUUUAUUGAUCAUUUUGGCUCCUAUGCAUGUAGAUGGGAUUUGCAAUGUUUCUGUUCCUGGUGUUGAUGAGGAAAUUUCACUGAUUUCCAGUGCCACUUUGUAAGGGAAUCAUACAAUAGGGGUUUGAAUGUGUCUAGUGUUGUCGCCUCAACCGUUCCUUUUGAAAGAUUGUUCCAGUCUUUGAUUGUCUUGGGCAGGAAUGAGCAGCUCCUAUACUGGCUUCUUGCUGGUAUGAGCCUGAAUUGCCUGUCAUGGCCUCGUCACUGUCUAUAGGGGAGAAAGACGAGUUUCUGUUUAAUACUGGAACAGUGGACCAGCCCAUUAUUUAUCUUGUACAUCAUGGAGAGCCUGGAUUGUCGUCGUCGUUCCUCCAAUGGUGACCAGCGUAGUGUUUCCUGCAUGCUGCCAACACUAGAGGUAUUCCUGUAGCGGUUUAGGACAAAGCGUGCUGCUCGUCGCUGGACCGCCUCCAACCUGUCGAUGCUCUUCUGGGUAAAUGGGUCCCAGACUGAAGAUGCAUAAUCUGAAAUCGGACGGACAAAGGCUUUAUAUGCUCUUUCUUUCACACAGGGAUAUUUAUUCUAUUGGUGUGGGUCAUAUUUAUUCUAUUGGUGUGAGUAGUUAAUUUUACAAAAAUUUUGAAACUUUUAUGGAGUUGGCUCCUAUACCAGUUCACUAAUCUAUUUUGUAGUGAUAUGGCAUAAACGAAGAAGUUUAAUAGUGAACAUAACUUACUGAAACAAGAGCGACAAUCUGUUGAUUUUCAGAAAAAUCAACAUCAUCAUUGGCGCUAUAGCCCAUGUAGCCCUGGCCUGCUGCUCCACUACAUCCUUCCAUUCUGUUCUAUCCAAUUGCUGCCACCUCCUUGCGUGGACCCCCAGUUGAUGUAAAUCGUUCUCAACAUCGUAAAUCCAUCUCAGUCUUGGUUGACUGGUGAGCUGUCUGGCCCUAGAUUUCUGACUAGAUCAUUCUUGCUGCUCUACAAUCCGGAAUCCUUUCCAAGUGUCCUGUCCAGCGCAUUAUUCCUUAGUGCUUAGAAUAUCCAAGCCUGAUCUCCUGCAGUGCAACAACAGUGAUUCUAUUCUAUAUCUCAUCAAUUUGUCACUGAGGCAGGCCAGAGCUCCUGCUCUGAGUAGCCUCAUAAAAUUCCAGGUAGCCAUCCAUAAAUCAUUUAAUUGUCCAGGCAUAGGUCAAAAUCCAUAAGACAGUUUUAUAAUUUAUAUGGGUUUACCCCUUUACAAACACAUUUUUAAGAGAAUAUCAUGAAGUGAGCCAUAUAAAUUUUAAAAAAAAUAUUUCUCUAUAAUUUGUAUUUCAGGAGAUAUUUGCCACUUCAACCAUAUUGAUCAAAGCUCGACGGAUCAUUGUUCACUAAAUGAACUUCUCACUCAGGCUGGAGUGAUGAAUGUUAGUUUUCCUAAGGAUCCCAGAAUACAGAUAAUUUAGAUUUUAUUAGAUCAGGAUUUGCCAACCUUUGCUUUAUUCUUCCCCCAACUUGCAAAUUAUUUGACUAAAUCUCACACACCCUACAAAGCAAGAGAACUCUAGAACUUAACGUAGCAAAAGAGAAUUGUGACUUAUAAAGUAAAAAAUAAAUGGAGAAAUCAUAUAAACAUCCUUCUCUGUUCAUGUAAUCACCCUUCCUUGCGCUUUUUGAAAAGCCACUUUGCAUCUUGAAAACCCUGAUUAAGAUGAAGACAUUCAGCAGAGGGGAGUACUUUUGGGGGCUACACUUUCACUUUAAUAAUGUUGUUUCAUUAACUGUAGAAUAUUUGUUUUUUUACAAGGGCAUAUUAUGAAAAUUAUUUUUAAACCAUCUCUCUGCAUAGUGUGGCUGCUGUAGAUUUUUUUCCCCAUGAUUUUUCAUGCAUUUUGUAGAUGCUGUUAUGGAGAUUUUACUGUGUAUCAACCCACCCAUUGAAUCUCAUAAGUGAAAUAUUGUUUCUCUUGACUUGACCCCAUUAGUACUUUUUUCAGGCCAGCAAAGUUGUAGCUCUAACUUCCUUUAGCCAGUAAUUUUUGGUUACUAAUAGGAGCAAUGAAAAGGCACUAAGAGAGAUCUAGCAUUGAAGGAAAUCACCAAAUUAUAUAACUUUAUUAAGGAUAAAAGCUUUUACACAUAAAAAAUAAAACUUCAGUUUUUAACCAUUUCCUUGAUUUAUGACAAGGCAUACAAAAUAACUUAGAAAAUUGUAACUGAGUUAAACUGGCUUUUGUAGUGUUUUUUUUUUUUUUGCAAUUCAAUUAUCCUUUUAAAUAUCAAACAAAAAAAAAUGAUGUCGACCAGUGGUUCCAAAACUUUUUUGAUUUUCAGUGCCCUUAUGUAUGCAAUAAUCUGAACAAAGUUUUUGUGUAACUGGAAUUAUCUUUUUAAAAAGAGAAUUGUGCUGCUGCUCAUUUUAAAAUAAAAUAUAUCAAGC
Lymnaea stagnalis (great pond snail) is the source of this 7564-nucleotide messenger RNA. Lineage: Eukaryota; Metazoa; Mollusca; Gastropoda; Lymnaeidae. The record is from the annotation of a GenBank genome assembly.